GACGUCAUCUGUCUAUGUAAUUAACAAAACAAUAUGGAUGUUCGUAAACAGUUUCUUCGAGUAAAGAAGAAGCGAAAAAGAACUGUGAUCACACCAGAAGAAAUGGAUACGUUGGAGACGGCCUUCAGGAAACUGCCGCGACCCGACCGGUUUGCAAAAAUCACCCUAGCGAAAGAGUUAGGAAAAACCGAAAACUUUGUUUCAAUUUGGUUCCAGAAUCGCCGAGCUCGCGAACGACGACUUUCACAGCCGACAAGCGAUAUUCAGGGUGUUUGCACACAAACAGACGGAACUGAGGCCGGCGGAAGUGAAUGGGUUGUGCACCAGAGUGAGCCACUCGACCUGUCAGACCGGGGACAAAGGGAGGCAGAGGUCACAUUGAGCCAGGCACAUAUCAGCCCCACCCAGGAGGCGUGGUUGUUUGGUCGCAUCAUCAGAAUGGCGGCGGCGGCGGAGGGCGGCAUCCUGCCAACUGACAGCCCGCACCUCGAGGAGGCCAUGAUGGAUGCGUGCAGGGGUAUCACCUUGAGAGACGGGCGCCUCCUAUACCACAAGGACACGGGAUUUCAGAUUGAUGGCCUUCAACAUUGAGUGUACUUGCGAUGUAAUCCUGAAAUACUUCUUGCUUUCUUGCAAGUUUUACUUUAUUUUGCUUUCGAGCACGUAUUACUAAUCAUGAUGCUAUUGAAUGCUAUUACAAUAUUUACGUCAUUCAUGAUUACUUAAAAGAAUGAGAAGAAUAGAUAUUUAUUCAAACCUGUUUUAGUUAAAAAAUAAAUGAUUUUUAAAUGUAUAUCUAAAUUGAUAUGUCAUAAGAUGCGAUUAAAUAUUUAAAAUAAAGAGUCACUGAAUGAU
Messenger RNA from Dreissena polymorpha, 855 nucleotides. Its product is annotated as LIM/homeobox protein Lhx4-like. The transcript has 2 exons. Gene Ontology annotation, biological process: cell differentiation; regulation of transcription by RNA polymerase II. Gene Ontology annotation, molecular function: RNA polymerase II cis-regulatory region sequence-specific DNA binding. Bases 34 to 591 code for a protein of 185 amino acids. Lineage: Eukaryota; Metazoa; Mollusca; Bivalvia; Myida; Dreissenidae. The record is from RefSeq and is a predicted model, not a curated record.